Messenger RNA from Rhincodon typus (whale shark), 5491 nucleotides. It is a transcript of the gene rfx6, whose product is annotated as regulatory factor X, 6. Gene Ontology annotation, biological process: regulation of transcription by RNA polymerase II. Gene Ontology annotation, molecular function: RNA polymerase II cis-regulatory region sequence-specific DNA binding; DNA-binding transcription factor activity, RNA polymerase II-specific. The coding region runs from base 1 to 2796 and encodes 931 amino acids. NCBI's taxonomy places the organism in Eukaryota, Metazoa, Chordata, Chondrichthyes, Orectolobiformes, Rhincodontidae. The transcript has 19 exons. The record is from RefSeq and is a predicted model, not a curated record.
AUGAAGAUGCCCAUGAAGAGAGUCCCUGAGUCUCAGGGUUCAUCUGUGGUUCACCUGCAGCCCCCGCACAAGCUGGUGGCUGGCAUUCAGGACGAGCCCUACAUGACUCUGAUCGGCAAACACUUGGCUUCGUUUGCGGAAAAUUGCGGCGGCGGCGAGGAACUAGAGAAGAACUCAUUGCCCGGUUGUGAAGAGGGGGAAAUAGGGACAGAUCUGGGCAUUAAAUCAGAAUCAGAAAACUGCAACGAAAUCGCAUCCUCUGAAGAAGAGGAAGGCCAUGUUCCUGAAAGAAAAACAUUCCUAAGCGAGGAACAACAAUGUCAGAAAAAAACUAUAACUCAGAUCAUCAAGGACAAGAAAAAGCAGACACAGCUCACGCUGCAGUGGUUGGAAGAAAACUACGUCGUGUGUGAUGGAGUCUGUCUGCCCCGGUGUAUUCUCUAUGCCCACUAUUUAGAUUUUUGUAGGAAAGAGAAGCUGGAACCAGCCUGCGCUGCCACUUUUGGAAAGACAAUACGCCAGAAGUUUCCUCUUCUCACCACCAGAAGACUUGGGACAAGAGGACACUCAAAAUAUCACUAUUAUGGAAUUGGCAUCAAAGAGAGCAGUGCAUAUUACCAUUCAGUCUACUCGGGUAAAGGCUUGACAAGGUUUUCAGGAAGCAAACUGAAAAGUGAGGGAGGCUUCACACGGAAAUAUUCGCUCAGCUCAAAAACUGGAACGUUGCUCCCAGAGUUCCCCAAUGCACAGCAUCUUCUUCUUCAAGGGCCCAUCUCAAAGGAAAAGGUAGAUACACUAAUUAUGAUGUACAAAACCCAUUGCCAAUGCAUCCUGGAUAAUGCAAUCAAUGGAAACUUUGAAGAGAUUCAGAACUUUUUAUUACAUUUUUGGCAAGGGAUGCCUGACCAUCUUCUUCCACUGCUGGAGAAUCCUGUCAUCAUUGAUAUAUUUUGUGUAUGUGACUCCAUACUCUACAAAGUCCUGACAGAUGUGUUGAUUCCAGCCACAAUGCAAGAGAUGCCAGAAAGUUUGCUAGCAGACAUCAGGAAUUUUGCUAAGCAUUGGGAGCACUGGAUGUCUUCAUCACUGGAAAAUCUCCCAGAUAGCCUUUCUGAAAAGAAACUUCCCAUUGCGCAGAGAUUUGUUUCUUCUCUAAAACGGCAAACUUCAUUUUUACAUCUCGCACAGAUUGCCAGGCCUGCUUUAUUUGACCAGACUGUUGUGAAUUCCAUGGUGGCUGACAUUGAAAAGGUGGAUCUAAACAGCAUUAGUUCACAGGCCCUACUUACAGUAUCGGGUGGAACAGAUCAGGACUUUGAACUGUAUUCUGAUUAUGACUCUAUUACAGUGUUUCAAGAAUUGAAGGACCUGUUGAAGAAAAAUGCUACAGUGGAAUCAUUCAUUGAAUGGUUGGACAUAAUAGUAGAGCAAAGGGUCAUCAAGCCAAGUAAACAAAAUGGAAGAUCCCUUAAGAAGAGAGCUCAAGAUUUUCUUUUGAGAUGGAGUUUUUUUGGAGCCCGAGUGAUGCAUAACCUCACUCUAAACAAUGCUUCAAGCUUUGGUUCCUUUCAUCUGAUUCGAAUGCUGUUGGAUGAAUAUAUUCUAUUGGCCAUGGAGACUCAGUUUAACAAUGACAAGGAGCAGGAACUACAGAAUCUCCUGGACAAAUAUAUGAAAAAUGCAGAUGCUAGCAAAGCAACAUUCACAGCAUCACCAAGCUCCUGUUUUCUUGCAAAUCGUAACAAAAGCACAUUGCUUUCCAAUGAUGCUAUGGUAAAAAAUGAAUCUUUGGCACCACAGCCAUAUGCAUCUCUAGCACCAAGCCAACACAACUUAGCUACUAGUGUGACUCCAUUCGCAAAUGCUGAAAAUGAUGUCCUUCAAAUAACAGAUCCUAUGGAGCUUUCUCACAGUAACAGUCAUGUGAUCACUCCACCUCUAUCUCCAACUUUGGGCAACAGAGGAAGUGUAAUCAACCAAGGACCAAUGGCUGUUAGGUCUCAGAAUGGCAGCUGUACAUUAUCUGCCCACACGCACUGUCACCCGUACCCAGAGUCCCUCUACCAGACUUUGCCCCAGCCUGAUCAAGCCUUCUAUGGCACUAGCUCCAAUUAUCAAGCCAUGUUCAGGAAUCAGACACAUGCUUCUCCUGCAGUGUACCACCAUAGAGUGGAUCCUAGUCGUUUCACCUCUUUCAAUGAACAAGCAGUUUCAAGGGACUACUUCAACAGUAGCUGUGCUGUGUCACCCUAUAACACCAGAGCUCCAUCUAAUUUUGGGUCAUCUUCAAAUCCGCAGGAAGCACACAACAUGCAGUUGCUAAAUGGAGGCACCUUUAACUUUUUGGGGAAUUCAGUUGCAUGUCAAGGAGCAUCAUUUCCUUCCACUGGCUCCAAUGGUUACUAUAGUCACAAUAGCUACCCGGAAUCCCACAGACUGGGGCCCAUGAUUGACCAACAUGUAUCUGUUAUUAGUAGUGUUAGCAGCAUUCGAUCGGUAGCUGGUUACAAUGACAUCCAUGAUCCGCUCAACAUUCUGGAUGAUAAUGGAAGGAAACAGGCAGGAUCAUUCUAUGCAGAUUCUUCAUCAUUAGUUUGUCGAGCUCCUGUGGCUUCACAUAUGCAAAGUGUGAUUUCUUCAUCUUCUUCCCAAUGCAUGUACAGCAACAACUCAAGUCAAUAUAAUUCUCAGGAUACAAUUGAUGUCCACAGACAGCCUGGGGAGGUGACAAAUAUGGUAUCGUCUUUACCCCCAAUCAACACAGUGUUCAUGGGGGCCACAGCUGGAGAAACAUAGUGUUUCACUGAAAAUUCAAAGCCUAUCAAACAUGCAAUGUUUCUCAAAAACACAUUAAUGGGAUCAUCUGAACAAUAUUCCAGGAUUUUUGCAGCUGUCUGUGAAUCCAAGAACCACGUGGGUAUCUUAAUUGCAAACUUUACUACUUGCCAGACAGAAAAUGGCAUCAUAAAUGUGGAGAACGCAUAUGGUAGAAUUUACCAAUGUCAAAAAUGAAGAAUGUUGCUUCAGAGUGAUAACUUAAUGUUUACUUCUGGGAUAAAACAUAGAAGAUUAAGCAGGUAUUAAUUUUUCAACAGUCAAAUUGUAACAUGCAGUUUACAAUUAUUAUUUAUAAUUACCUGUAAUAUGCUACAAUCAUUUCUGUGUUUAAUUAUCAGUUAAUGAUGCAAUGCCACUUGUUAUUCGAGAUUCAUUUGCUGUUGUGUAUUUAUUAUUUGUGAAAAUCAUUGUUUUUCUCUAAAGUUCAUUUAUGCCUGGCUCUUUAGUUUCAUUGAUUUGAUUUCCUUUCUGCAUAUUAAUAGACAGACACGGGAACACAAAUCUCAGCAAAUUAAUUUGCCAUUGAGGACUUUUUCAUUGGGGUAGAACUUCCUACAAACGCAACAUCAGCAAUGUACAUUGUCAUGUAAAAUGAGAACACUUACAAUCUCAUUGUUGUUCAAUUCUUCCAAAAUUUCCUGGUUUUCCUGGAAAUAGGGAAAGUGCUAGAUAUUAGAGUGAGCACUGGCAAGUGUAUGACAUAUGGCAAAAUAGCUGAAUCUUAAGCAUGAUUCCUGACUGCUCAAUAUUGCUUAUGCGUGAGUGACAGGGCUAUGAUGCACUCAGCAGUCUAUAUGCUGGUGGCACAAUGAAAGGAAAUUGUAUUUUGAAGAUGAAUUCGCUUAUCCUCACAAUGCAUGGAAGGUCAUUGAAUGUUUAGCAGUGCCAUAGCCAGAUUCUUAGAGUCACAUUCCUUUCGUUGGCCUCCUUUCCUGCUAGCUUUCAUUUCUUUUGCAGUAUGUUGCUAGAGAGCCUCAUGAUUCCCUGUUAAAACAUUGGACUGAAUUUUCUGGGGAUGGUGCAAUGCAGCCCUAACAUUGUUUAUAACUUUAAUACAUUUCCCACAAAGGAAAGUCCCACUCUUGAGAACUGCAGCAGUCCAAUUUGAUUGGCGGGUAUCUGCGUAACUCUAAUAGCACCAGAAUUCAGUAGUGGGCACUGCUGAGACUACAAGUAUUCAUGACGAGAAGCUCCAUAGUAACCAGUCUUGGAGGCAAGUCUGGCUUCUCAGUUGAGAGGGAUUGGGGAACUUCAGGCAAGGCGGUGAGUAAAACUUUGGAGGCCAAAAUGGAAUUGCAAAGGGAAGUGGGGGUAACAUUUUGUGGGAAAUACCCCCAGAUGACAUAAGGCACUGACAAAGGUAGAAACGCCGCUCUCACCUUUUCACCUGCAAUGGUGAAGUAGUGGGCUGCCCUCUUUCAUUCUGCCUUCCUUAGCCACAUGUUACUGUGGCAGGAGGGCAAACCAACAUUUAACUGGCCAUUAAUUGACCAGUUAAGGGCAUCAAUAAGUCUAAAGGAGGGCUGACUGUUGCAUUUGACACCCACUGUAUUAAGGAGGACAGCUUGGGGAUGAGCAGGAAGGUGACAGUCUGGGCACCCAUUCUACUUUACAUGCUCCUCCUUCCUGGACAGCAAAUACGUUGGCUGAGUGGGUGGAGGAGGGGGGAGGUGCUGUGAAAUUUCCACCAUGAUCUCUUCCUCUUUACCUCCUGGAUCAAGGGCUCCAGCACUGCAUCAGAAAACCUAAGACCUCUGGCCUGUUUCUCUAUUGAUGCCCUCAUCCCAACUCUGAAACAUCUUCAGUUAUGGUGCUACAAGCUACUGCAAAGUGAAUGCAUUUACUUCCCAGGAGUGUAGGUGGCAUUUAACGCUGGCCAACAUGUGCUGGCCAUGCACCCAAUGGGCUUCCUUCUGAACAUGUAGCCAGUCGGUAGAACUUGUUGCACACCACUAUUGUUGAGCAAGCAAUCUGAAGUUUACAGGUUGCCUGCAUCACCUCACAUUGGCAAGUGGUCAUCACACAUAAAAAUCCCUCUGCCAGAAAACAAGACACAUCCAAUUUUUAAUCCAUCACGUUUGAUUUUGCUUCCAGCUAGUGUCAAACCAUUAUCUCAUAAUUAUGUGAUUGCACUUGUCCAUUUUUGGGUGCUAAGAGAUUAUUGCAGUAACUUUUCACAAAUCCUUAAAGCUAAAUUCAUCUGUUGUCCAAUGGCAUCUCAACCCAAUGCCCCUUUAUUAGUUUAUAUCUGUUGUCAGAAUUAUUGAAAUGUAUGACAAAUUUUCAUUAUAAAUGCAAUACUGUUGUCCUUUAUUUCUGGGGAGCACCCUCUGAGCAAUUAGAGUACUGCUUCAGAUGUCAGGGUAAUACAGUAUAGACAGAAUAAAUAUGUACACAAAUAUCAGACAUGUUAAAAAGGCAUAGCUUGUCUAAGCAGAGUGACAAAACUCCAUCAAGUGUUUUCUCCACAGGUCUAAAAAGCUGUUCAGAAAAGUUUAUGUUUAUUUCGGACCUUCUAUGACAUCAGAAUACCCCAAAUUGCUUCACAGCUAUCCCUCAUUAAGUAUGCCUAAUGUGUUCCAUAAAAAAGGUAUACUAAAGAAAAACAUGCCAAAUGAUAAUAACUUACCCAAAAGAAAACAUGUAAUAAGGG